Molecule: messenger RNA, 2387 nt
Organism: Cheilinus undulatus (humphead wrasse)
Lineage: Eukaryota; Metazoa; Chordata; Actinopteri; Labriformes; Labridae
Gene: gprin3b
Product: GPRIN family member 3b
Exons: 1
Coding region: 1-2079 (692 amino acids)
Biological process (GO): neuron projection development
Cellular component (GO): plasma membrane
Source: RefSeq, a predicted model, not a curated record
AUGGGAACUAACCCAAAAAGGACAGUGACGGUCCAGAUGGUGCCUCAGCUGGCCGUGGUGGACACGCUGGGCAACAAGGAGCCGAACGCCAACUGGACUAAAGAGCCAAACCUCAAACUGUCUCAGGUCUGUCCAAAAACCUCCCUCACAUCUCCAGACCGCAAACAGGAUAACUCAUCUCUGACUCCUGUUUCUAGAACCUUUAAAACAGCUUCCACAGGGGGUGAACCAGUUAGCAGCACUGUGUCAGACAAAGCAGCACCUUCUAAUGGAAACGAGACCAAAUCUGAGCCCGUGAAAGGCGGAGAAACACAGACACCUGACCUCUCUCUGGGUGUGGGCGAGCGGAGGGAUUCUAAUGCCAAUAUGAAGAUGUUAAGCCCUGCUGAUGAGAAGGAGAUCUGUAAGGCUGCUGUGUCGUCUGCUCUUUCAGCGUCAAAGGUCGACAUGCAGACCAGUGACUGCAGAAUAAAAGGGCCAAGUGCCACAGAGGAGCAGUGUGCACAGAUGACAUCCACGGCUAAAGCUCCAACACAAGAGGAGAGUACAAAACAUGUUUCUUCAAGUAAUAAAAAUGUUAAAAAUGCCUGUGAGUUAAGGCAUAAUGCAGCGGAACCACAACAGGACAAAAAAGGGGGUAUCCCAGCCUCAAAAGACAAGGUCUCAGAGAAACCCAAAGAGCCUGAUCAUACACAUACCUGCUCAAAAAACACUCUCAUGUCUAAACCCAAACAAAACACAGAAACAUCUGCAGUGCCGCCUAUCUCUGACAAAGACGCAGGAGCUGGAUUUACAAAUAGGAAUGCAACUUCAACACAUCUAGGAAAGGAUUUAACUUCAGCAAAUAAACCACAAGUCUUUUCAGAUAAACAUCAGCCGGCGACUUCACAGGCGGCCUCCUCCGCUCUGCCACAGGCAACAAAAAACAUGGCUGCACAUGCGCAGGUGGCGGAAGAAUCCAGCCAGACAAACACAGCUGUCGGUGAAGGGCAGCAGCAGCCCUGCAAGCAGUACAGAGAGGCCUCUACUAUGACCUCAUCCCUGUCGUCCACCCCGGUGAGGCAGCGUCAAGAUACGGAGGUUCAAGCUGUGGCGAAUACGUGCAGUAAGAGUGUGGCCACAAGUCCGAGCUUGAUGCCCUUUGCUGCGACUCGCAGGCAGAGCGGUGGUGUGAGGGAAGACAUGCAGAAUCUGGCUGUAGUGUACAGUGUUGAUGGGAAUUUGGGGCUGCAUCAGAUGAAUACAGCUCAUCUAUUAGGGUCAGAGAGACUCACGGUUGAAGUGGAGAUGUGCCCCAAUCAGAAUGCGAACGUGGUUUUUAACUCAGAUUCAUCAGACAAAAGGCUCGGAGCAAAGCCUAAAGAUCCUGGGUCAACUCUCUGCAACACCCAGCCUGUUUAUCAAAUCAACAUCGAACACAACAAUCACAAGGAGCAAGGAGAGAUAGGAAACUCCCACAAUAAAGCAACUGCAGCCUCUGCAGAAGAUCCGUCUCUGAAAGCAGGAGGUCCCCCUGAGACAGCCGGUGUUAUCAAGCCUGGAUCUGCUGACAGCAACAAGGCUGCGUUGUCUCAGGCUGCUGUUUCAACCAAGUCCAACCAGACCCUGCCAACAACAACAUCAACAACAGACACUGCAUCAAAGUCAGCACCAGCUAAAAAUAAAGCUGGGAGUCCUGAAGAGAAGAACGAAGAUGGAAGUAAAGCUCAGAGAUCUGGCAAACAGAAGCUAGUACCCGAGAAAGAGGAAGAGGAAGACGAGUCGGCGAAGGAGAAAGGAAAAAGUGUCCAUGACGUCGUCUGGGACGAACAAGGCAUGACUUGGGAGGUCUACGGCGCCUCUGUAGACCCAGAGUCCCUUGGAUUUGCCAUCCAGAGCCACCUGCAGUGCAAAAUCAAGGAGCAAGAGAGGAAACUGAUAGCCAGGACCUCAAUCAGGAAAUCUGUAUCUGGGGUCGACUCGCCCCAAAAAGGCAGGAAGAACAAGAGGAGGCAGCAGAACAUUUUCAGGUCAAUGCUGCAAAAUGUCAGACGGCCCAACUGCUGUGUGCGCCCCCCUCCCUCCUCUGUCCUCGACUAACACGGACACAGAGAGCUUCAAACCCUUCCUUUUUUCCUAGAGGUCAAAAUGUUUGCCCCUUUCCUUUCUCUGUCAAUGCCAAGAUAAAGGGGGCAUGGAUCCCUGUACGUAAGUAUACCGGAGUGUUGUAGCAUAAAGAGUCAAACUAUGUGUGAUGUUUGUGAUCGAAGAGGGUAGAAAAUAGAUGUAUACCAUGAGCAACUUAUUUUCUAGACAUAGAUAUAAAAAAGCGAGAGAGAAAAGAGUUUUUUUAACAUAACAAAGGCAAUAAUAGAAAAACGCAUGUAUAUUAGCUACAGAGGCAGGUG